Messenger RNA from Funneliformis caledonium, 756 nucleotides. Lineage: Eukaryota; Fungi; Glomeromycota; Glomeromycetes; Glomerales; Glomeraceae. The record is from the annotation of a GenBank genome assembly.
AUGGAUCCAAAUCAAUAUACUUUACAACACAUUUCUCGAGAGGUUAAAAAACUCCGUCUAAAUUAUAUUUCUAAUAACUACGAACUGUUAAAGAAUCGUUAUAAUAAUUUUUCUAAAGAGUUUGAAGAUUUAAAUGUUUUCCACCAAAGUUCCAGUGAACUUAAGGAAAUAGAACGAAUUUCUAAUUUCAUUAAACAACAUCAAGAACUUGUGGUUUCCAGCUUUGAAACCGUACACGCGCAACAAAGCGUCGCAUACUUAAAGCAAAUUGACGCAUUAUUAGAAAAGUUGCAACUUUUAGUAUCGUCUCAUUCCGUUGCCGAUCAGACGAAUCAACAAGGAUCGAACUCUCAACGACCAAAUUCACAUUUCGAUAUUAUUUCUGGAGACCCGGAUCUUUUCUCUUCUGCGCAAUCACCUGCUAAUCCUGCACAACCUAUCAAUUCGAAUUUGGAUCAAUUUAACUCUGGAAUACCACCUGAUCAUCAACAGUCAUACUUUCAAUUCCCUCCUUUACUUUUGGUCAACAUGCAUCAAACAUGUUACAGAUGUCUGAAAAAUUCCAAUUUCGUGGUUACAAGUAUAGACUUCGCAGUAUCACGUUUUGAUGAUGACCUCGAUUUUGAUAUAAAUAAAAUAAACAUGCAACAAAACAGACAAUUAAAGUACGGUCUAAAUUUAACCACAAAGAAACCUUUAUCACAAAAGCAACCCGAAAGAUCGUUAAAACGAUCAAUAUUUAGUGAAGACGACGAC